Molecule: messenger RNA, 1429 nt
Organism: Fusarium redolens
Lineage: Eukaryota; Fungi; Ascomycota; Sordariomycetes; Hypocreales; Nectriaceae
Exons: 4
Coding region: 425-1429 (334 amino acids)
Source: RefSeq, a predicted model, not a curated record
CUUAUCAACUUUUUGUGGUAAAUACGCUCGACAUUUACUACUCGAGUGGUUAUGGAAGUUCAUACUAACCUGGUAUCCGAAGCUGGUGUUAGCAAGUCGGGGCUUUCUGGUGGCCUUCAAUAGCUCCUGGUUAAUCAGACGAGGAAUACCGAUGCGGUGGCAAAAGUCUUUUUCGGCCAAAGCUGACCUUAGUUCCCCAGCCAUAUUACUCACGAUUGUGUCAUAGGUCAUCACCGAUGAUGAUGCCGGCCUAGUACGAAGUAUUAAAGAGUUAGACUUGAUUAUUCAUUUGCCUUAGGAGUCUUGGUAGUAAUCUGCUUAACUAUCUUCACUCCAGGCGUUUAAUCACCAAAGCUCGGCUAAUGCUACAUCAAGCUACCAGGCAGGAGUUCUCCCAUGACAGCAUCAUCACGCAUCAUCAAGAAUGGCGGUAGUCCAGACUUCGGAGUUCCAAUACUAUGCUGGUCUCGAUCCCUUUGACCGUAGACUUCUCUACGAGCCAAUCGUUCUCGAGUAUGCAAUGAUUCAAAGCUGCAACCUGACCCGAGAAGAACCAGAAAGCCACGCGACGGUCGACUUUGACAACCUGCAAUCCGACUCCGAAGCCUUUCGCGUGCUCGUAAAUAAGCUCGCCCAGGUCUGUGACAAUGACCGAGGCGGGAAUUCAGUCACCGCCAUGACGAUUCUCGAAGGGACGAAUGGGCCCCAAUUCGUGUUUGCAGCGAACAGGAAGGACGAAGAGGAGACUAGGGCAACCACGAGAUUCGUAACGAACUUACUACAGUUGGCCGGGCAGAAUCCCCAAAAUCUUAGCUCCGAUGCCGUCGAGAAGAGAGUACUCUGGAUGAUAUUAGCUUUCAACAUGCCCCGAAUUACCGAAUACAAAGACAAACUCGAUAAGGCUUUAGGCCUUUGUCUAGAAGACCAUGAAUGGCGACAGUCCGAAGACGAGGCCUUGAAGAGUGAGCUUCAAAAGCUCAGAGAGAAAUGCAGCUUCUCGGUCAACAACAUACGCGAGCAGGAGGAAAUCAAGUGCAAGUCUCCCCCCUUCUCACUGAGAGACUGUAAAAGGCUGAUCAACCUGAUCCAUAAUGCCCAGCUGGCGAUGACAGGGAUCAAGAAAGCCGUCAGGACGAAAGCCAGGGGCAGCGAGUUCCUCAGGUCUGGGCCGUGGUGCGAGCUAAAACAUUAUCUCGGCCGUUGGCAUUCCUACCGUCAAGCUGCGAGCUUCAUUGUUUGUGCAGCAACAGCCUGGCCGCUACUAUUUCAGGACUUUACAAUCACCUCACUACCGUCUAGUACUCGCAUAUCCAAGCCCAUUGUACAGUCGGACCUGACAGCUAUUGCCAUUGUUCAACACAUGGAGGCUUUCGAGAAAAGGAUCUCCGCAGGAUGGGUCUCGAUAAGGCUAUCCAAAUUCAACUCUUGA